Wasmannia auropunctata (little fire ant) is the source of this 874-nucleotide messenger RNA. RefSeq lists its product as uncharacterized. The coding region runs from base 119 to 484 and encodes 121 amino acids. NCBI's taxonomy places the organism in Eukaryota, Metazoa, Arthropoda, Insecta, Hymenoptera, Formicidae. The record is from RefSeq and is a predicted model, not a curated record. The transcript is spliced from 2 exons.
AAAUCGCAGCGGGCGGAAGCGACGCGAGCCAAACGGGCGCCUAUAUAACGCCCUUCCGACAUACGUAACCAUGUAUAUUUUUGUACAAUAAUGUCGUCUCCCGAGGAGUACGACGGCGAUGUUUCUUACGAGGCGUGGCGGCGCGCACAGGUCCUUAUUGUACUUUACAACGUCCCAUCUCCACGCGACGUUUGACAUAAGCCCCGACGAAUCUAUUUGCCGCAGCGCAAAAUGGCGGAAUCGGAUUCGCGGGCGAGACGCAGGUAGAGAGCUGGUUUCCUCGAAACGGACGAGACGUUCGAACGGAUGGAAACCACCCCGCAGCCGCUGCCUCGUCCCGAAGAUUAAAUUCGCGACUACCGACGAGAGACUGCAGGCGUCGAUCUUUCGUGCGACGAAGACGUCGCGUCGUCGGGGCGAGAAGGCCGGGUCCGGGAAUCGUAACUCGCGACGUCCCCGCGCAUUUGCAGGUAUCACCAAAUGAUAGUUGAUUAUGAGAUUCAGUCACAAGAUUUAUUCGAAACGACGAAAAAAUGGCGUGAAAUAUGGCUCGAUUAUCUUACCUGGGUAUCCAAAAAAAUACGGAAUUGCGAGCUUUUUACGGCUGACAGAAUAAUGUGAGUUUACGAGUAAGGGACGUCGUCGUUUACUCCUCGCCGUCGUUCGUCCUUUUGUGAAAAAUUGGAUCGCAAUAACGGAGCUUUAUUAAAAUAAAUUACAAAUCAAGUUGAUUAUCAAGAUUGUCAAGUCAAUAAACCCCAAGGUGGAACAAAUUCCUAGGGGGCUUUAAUUUUUUCUCAUUCGCAAAACAUCGAUCCUUUUUGGUGUUACAAAUCAUACGAUGUACUUGACAAUAAACGCACGUUUCACUCUC